Molecule: messenger RNA, 367 nt
Organism: Brassicogethes aeneus
Lineage: Eukaryota; Metazoa; Arthropoda; Insecta; Coleoptera; Nitidulidae
Source: the annotation of a GenBank genome assembly
CAACCAGGAACAAAAAGUUUGUUAACAUGAGUAAUCUGGAGAUAACAAUAGAAUUUGGGGGUGGUGCUGAGUUACUAUUUGAUAAUAAAAAAGCUCACAAUGUUUCGCUGCCCAUUAAAAAUAAACAAUGGAUAAUUGGAGAUCUUUUAUUAUGGAUUAAAGAAAAUUUAUUAAAAGAUCGGCCAGAACUUUUUCUUCAGGAUGAUUCUGUGAGACCUGGAAUAUUAGUUUUGGUAAAUGAUGCAGAUUGGGAGCUUAUGGAUACAGUAAAUUAUGUAAUACAGCCAAAGGAUAAAAUACUAUUUAUAUCAACUUUACAUGGAGGAUAAACAAAGCACAAAACACACAUUUUUAUUAUGUAUAAAAU